Messenger RNA from Synchiropus splendidus (mandarinfish), 5586 nucleotides. RefSeq names its product CLIP-associating protein 1-A-like. Gene Ontology annotation, molecular function: microtubule binding; kinetochore binding. Bases 473 to 5119 code for a protein of 1548 amino acids. Lineage: Eukaryota; Metazoa; Chordata; Actinopteri; Syngnathiformes; Callionymidae. The transcript is spliced from 40 exons. The record is from RefSeq and is a predicted model, not a curated record. Gene Ontology annotation, cellular component: mitotic spindle; microtubule organizing center; spindle microtubule. Gene Ontology annotation, biological process: mitotic spindle assembly.
GCAUGAGCCGCAGUUCUGCCUCUCCCUUCGCCGCAUCCUCUACGGCGGCUGUAGGAGGACAUUCUUUAAUUUCACCACAGCUCCUCUUCGUUAACGAUAUUUAUAACUUUUAAACUUAAAUCAACGUGAAUUCGAUUGUCGAUGUGAACUGUCGAUGUUGGAGAAGUCGGUUAGAACGUAGCGGCGCCUGGAAAUGGACGUUGUAACAGGAAUGGAAAUGAUGCGGUUUGCUGUCUAAAGCGGCAACGCCACUUUUGACUCUUUCCAGAAGCAACUCGGCGGGUGAAUGGACGACUAGAUUUAGGGAACAAACGACCGAGUCGAUCGAAAACAGAACGAAAAUGAUGAAAUCGCCCUCCUGUGUGGGCUAAUGAGCUAGUUAGCCAUAGUAGCGGCUUCCCUGGAAAAAGAAAUACGCCUGCUGUGGACCGAACCGGACUCUAAAACUCCACUGACCUAUACACCUACAGCCAUGGAAGAGGAGGUGGCGGUCGUGGGUGUGGAAUAUUUGCUGGAGCAGGUGAUGCAGAAGGACAUGGGGAAGAGGCUCCAGGUGGGUCAGGAGAUCACGGAGCUCAUUCUGGACCAGGAGCGUACCCCGGAUCUGGAAAAGGACCAGACCAUGUUGGAUCGGACAGUGGACGCCGUGGCCAGCUCCUGGGUCAACUCAAAUAACUUUAAAGUGGUGUUAUUUGGGAUGGACAUCCUUUCAGCUCUGAUCACACGACUUCAGGAAAGAUUCAGGACUCAGGUGGGCACAGUGCUUCCUAGUUUGAUUGAUCGUCUUGGAGAUGCCAAGGACCAAGUGAGAGACCAAGACCAGUCUCUGCUGCUAAAGUUGAUGGACCAGGCUGCCAACCCACAGUACGUGUGGGAAAGGUUGAUGGGAGGUUUUAAACACAAGAACUACAGGACCAGAGAAGGACUCUGCCUCUGUCUCAUCUCAACACUCAAUGUGUUUGGAUCUCAGAGUUUAACACUCAGUAAGAUGGUCCCUCAAAUCUGUAACCUGCUUGGAGAUCCGAACAGUCAGGUUCGUGAUGGAGCCAUGAAUUGUCUAGUAGAGAUCUACCGUCAUGUGGGAGAGAGAGUUCGGAUCGACUUGGGCAAGAAGGGACUGCCGCAGUCUUGGUUAAAUGCCCUAUUCAGCCGCUUUGAUGAAGUCCAGAGGUCUGGAAACAUGGUGCCAUCACCAGUUUCAGAUAAGAAUUUGGAUGACGAUGACUCUGUGGAUGGCGGGCGCUCUUCGUCCUCCUCCAGAACCGGAUCGUCUUGUGGGAGGAAAAACGUGAGCAUGGGGUCAUUCAGACGCCCUGCCCCUCCCUCAGGAGCGUCUGGCAACAAGGGAGCUGGCAGGGACGGUCUGGCUGCUGGUGCUGUGGAUGAGGAAGACUUCAUCCAGGCGUUCGAGGAUGUUCCAACAGUCCAGAUUUAUUCAAACAGAGAGGUGGAGGAAACAAUGACAAAGAUCAGAGAUGUUUUGUCGGAUGACAAGAAAGACUGGGAGCUGAGAGUGGCGGCGCUUAAGAAGGUUCGCUCUUUGCUUCUGGCUGGCGCAGCAGAUUAUGAAGGGUUUCUGCCUCAGCUGCGGCUGAUGGAGCCUCUGUUCAAACAGUCUGCAAAAGACCUGCGUUCACAGGUUGUUCGGGAGGCUUGUAUCACAUUAGGACACCUGUCUUCAGUAUUGGGGAGCCGAUUUGACCAUGCAGCAGAAUCGGUUCUGCCAGCCCUUGUAAACCUUGUCCCCAACAGUGCAAAGGUCAUGGCCACAUCAGGCAUUGCCGCUAUCCGUCUCCUCCUAAGGCACACACAUUACCCUCGUCUAAUCCCCAUCAUCACCAGCAACUGUUCCUCCAAGUCCGUGGCAGUCAGGAGACGUUGUUAUGAGUUUUUGGACCUGGCCCUGCAGGAGUGGCACACAAGCUCCCUGGAGAGACACUCUGCCUUGCUCACAGAGACUAUCAAGAAAGGAAUCUAUGAUGCAGAUGGAGACGCUCGGGCCGUGGCCAGAAGAUGUUACUGGAGCUUCCACGCUCACUUCACCCGGGAGGCGGAGAGCCUGUUUCAGAGUCUAGAGGCAUCCUACCAGAGGGCGCUGCAGGCCCAUCUAAGGAGUGGAGACAGUGCAAUGUCACUGCCAGUGUCUGGCCGCUCAUCUUCAUCUUCCCAAGAGAGUCUGAAUCGACCCCUGAGUGUGAAGAGCACCGCUGGUCGAGUGAAAGCUCCUCAACCCUCCAGAACCCCCAUCACCUCUUCCAGUUCCCUCCAAAGAUCUCGCAGUGAUGUCGAUGUUAAUGCUGCAGCCUCAGCUGCAAGUCAUACACGCAUGACACCGGUGUCCUCCACUGCUUCAUCCUCCACAUUUAGCACCCUUCCUCCUGGAUCCUACGCCUCACUCGACGACUCAUGGUCUGUGAAUGGUGAUGGUCGAGUUCGUACUCGCAGGACAAGUGCAGGAAACGGGGCGACGGUGACAGACAGUCGUGGUCGCAGCAGAGGGAAGGUGGUCUCACAGUCUCAACCUGGCAGCAGGUCUGGCUCUCCAGGAAGACUCCUAAGCACCACUUACAGAAGAAUCCCACGGCCAACUGUAGGCCCCACCCACUCCAGCAGUAGUGUGAGUCGGCCUCGAGGUCACCGUAGUCAAGGAUGCAGUCGUGAGACAAGCCCGUCCAGAGCCGGUGCAGCCCGCAGCAGAAUCCCUCGCCCCAGCAUGAGUCAAGGCUGUAGCCGCGAAACCAGUCGCGAGAGCAGCCGAGACCCCAGCCCCUCUCCCCUUGAUCGUUUAUCUGAACACUCUCGGCUCUCAGCCUCCGUGAACGCCAUGAAGAUCCUCAACACCAGCACAGAGGUGGAGGCAGCUGUAGCUGAUGCUUUGCUGUUAGGAGACUCCAGAAGUAAGCGACGGCCGGUCCGUCGGAGGUUUGAAUCCCCGGGUAUGAACUCGGAUGACGACGCCAACAGUGACGCAUCCAGUGCCUGUUCAGAGCGCUCCUACAGCUCCAGGAACGGCGGUGCUGCUCCACUCUACCUUCGACAGACGGAGGACGUGGCCGAGGUGCUCAAUCACUGCGCUAGCUCCAACUGGUCUGAGAGGAAGGAGGGUCUCCUUGGUCUGCAGAACUUGCUCAAGAGCCACCGCACACUCAGUCGUGUGGAGCUGAAGAGGUUGUGUGAGAUCUUCACCAGGAUGUUUGCAGAUCCCCAUAGCAAGGUGUUCAGCAUGUUCUUGGAGACUCUGGUGGACUUCAUUGUGCUGCAUCGAGACGACCUGCAGGACUGGCUCUUCGUAUUGCUCACACAGCUGCUGAAGAAGAUGGGUGCUGAUCUGCUUGGGUCUGUUCAGGCCAAGGUCCAAAGAGCACUGGAUGUAACCAGGGAGUCCUUUCCGUGCGAUCAUCAGUUCAACAUCCUGAUGCGCUUCAUUGUGGAUCAGACUCAGACGCCAAACCUAAAGGUGAAGGUGGCGCUGCUGCGCUAUGUGGAGGCGUUAACUCGUCAAAUGGAUCCCACCCACUUUGUCAACACCAGUGAGACGCGCCUCGCUGUGUCACGCAUCAUCACCUGGACGGCUGAGCCCAAGAGUUCCGAUGUGCGCAAGACCCUCCAUAACUGGGGAGGGCCAGAGGUCUCAAGCCGACCCGUCAGAAGCACUGCCCCCCUUCCGGGGGAUAGCAGCUUGGAAGAGCAGUGCAAGCAGGCGGCUCAAGUGGUUCUGAUCUCUCUGUUUGAGCUGAACACUCCUGAGUUCACGAUGCUUCUCGGAGCGCUUCCUAAAACCUUCCAGGAUGGCACCACCAAACUGCUGCACAGCCACCUGAGAAAUGUGGGCGCUGCAAGCAACAUUUCUACGGCUUCUCCAAGCAACUCUGGGCGAUCUCUGCCCCGCCAGUCAAGCAGUCGCAGCAGCCCGCUCACCUCACCAACCUCCUGCUCUCAUGCCUCAUUGUCACCCAGCGCUCUAGAGGAUGACAGCGAGAACCUGAACUCUGAGGAACUGUACAGCUCACUCCGUGGUGUCACAGAGGCCAUCCAGAACUUCAGCUUCCGCAGCCAAGAGGACUUAAUGGAGCCCCUCAGGCGGGAGGGCAGGAGGGAGAUGUUAGGGGGCGGAGCUUCGACCGAUUCCGAUACUCGUUUAUGUGGUGACGUGGUGGAGGGCGGUCGCAUGGCUCUGGAUAACAAAACCUCAUUACUGAACACGCCAUCCCCACCGUCCUUUGCUGGCCCACGGUUCCGGGACUAUAACCCCUACAACUACAGUGAUGGCAUCAGCAUGAUGGACAAGGGGGGACUGAAGGAGGGCUUGCUGGAUGAAAGUGGUCGCCACCCAGAAUCUGUGGAGAACAAGAUCAUGAAUCCAAAAGGUUACCAAGGUGGAGGAGCAGCAGAGCAGCUGGAGCUGGUAGCAGAGCUGCUGAAGGAGCUGUCGUCAACACAGGUCGGUGAGCGGAACCCUGAGGACAGGCGUGCCACGCUGCUGGAGCUGCUGAAAGUGGCACGUGAGGACAGCGCCGCCGUGUGGGAGGAACACUUCAAAACCAUGCUGCUGUUGCUGCUGGAGACCUUGGAGGACCGAGAUCACACCAUUCGAGCCCUUGCACUGCGCGUCCUCCGGGAGAUUCUGCGGAACCAACCGGCUCGCUUCAAAAACUACGCUGAGCUCACCAUCAUGAAGACGCUGGAGGCCCACAAGGACUCGCACAAGGAGGUUGUGCGAGCAGCAGAAGAGGCUGCGUCCACUCUGGCCGGCUCGGCCCACCCUGAGCAGUGCAUCAAGGUCCUGUGUCCCAUCGUCCAGACGGCAGACUUCCCCAUCAACCUCGCCGCCAUCAAGAUGCAGACCCGAGCAAUUGAGCGUGUUACCAAGGAACCGCUGCACCAGCUUCUGCCGGAUGUCAUCCCAGGAUUACUUCAGGGAUACGACAACACAGAGAGCAGUGUGAGAAAGGCAAGUGUCUUCUGUCUGGUUGCCAUCUACUCAGUCAUCGGAGAGGAGCUGAAGCCCUACCUGGCUCAGCUGACAGGAAGCCAGAUGAAGCUGCUAAACCUGUACAUCAAGCGAGCCCAAACUUCAGCCAGCAACAGCAGCAGCUCCUCUGACAUUUCAUCCUACUGAGACACUCACCAACACCUGCACACACUUGUGUUAGUCCACAUUAGAAUUACGAGCCUUAAAGAUUCCUAAAAAUCUUUUCAGCCUGAAGACAAAUUUGACUGAAAUAUUGUGGAGGAUUUAUCAGUAUUUCACACAUCAUCUCCCCCCCCUUCUUCUCCUCCUCCACUCAAACAUAAUCAAUUUUCAUGAUCUGUAUCUGGAAUGUAAAGACUUGUGACUGAAGGACCCGAAGCGCUGGAAAGUUGUCUUCGUCUGUGUGAAGAAUUUCCUUUGCAUCUGCUGUUGAACGUGUGUAGUGAAGCCCUGCUCCCCUUUAACUGACGUAGAACACCUUUUUGUUUUGUUUUUUGGCUCCUGCAGUUUUUUGUGUUCUGUAAAAAUAAAAGUCAUUUUAGAACUCAUCAGUGCUUAUCCAUGUUUUUAAAUCAACAAUAAAACGGAACGUCCUUGUACACUUGUGUGCUUGC